Molecule: messenger RNA, 2810 nt
Organism: Mauremys reevesii (Reeves's turtle)
Lineage: Eukaryota; Metazoa; Chordata; Testudines; Geoemydidae
Gene: DHRS1
Product: dehydrogenase/reductase 1
Exons: 1
Coding region: 873-1859 (328 amino acids)
Source: RefSeq, a predicted model, not a curated record
CCACAAGCUUUUAACUGUAAUGUGUUACUGCUGUAUGGCUUACCAAGGCUCUUAUUUACUCUUCCACCACUUUUUAUUAGUAUCUAUUCUAAUAACCACCCUUUCUGUAUAGGAGCAACCCUAUAGGGCUAGUGUAUCUGUGUAACUGAUAACUGUCUUAACAACUGCAAAGUUCUUGUUCUCCUAUAUCCAUGAUGGUGUCUUAGAGAUGAGUUGUGUCACAUGGUGAUAGUCAUGCACUAUAUACCUGGAGCUGCUGCUUCUAUUUCCUCUACAGCUUGUCACAUGACUCAAUGUUGCAGGAAAAAAAAGUCAAAAGGUGGAGCUCAGAAGCUGUAGUAAAAUAACGCAAAUCUGUCACUCCUUUCAAAAUGUUGGCUGGGUUCCAGUGCUGCCUGUAGAGCCUUUCCUAAGGCGGGUGUUUCACGGGCUGAGUAUUCACUCGUGGUGUGACGGCGCAGCGAGGCUGGUGCCGACGGGGGGGCAGUGCUCCUGCAAAGAGCGCUGGGUGGCUGGACUCUGACUCGGAGCCAUAUUGUCCCAUCCCCGUGCGGCCAGGGAAGGGGAGAUAGCAGAGGGCUGAUCCCAGCACCCCCAGCCGUGCUUCGGCGCCAGGGGGAACGGGCCUGGCCUGAGCCACGCGGUGUCUCCAGCGUAGGGGCCGCUCCCCUUAUGUAAGCGGGGCAGGGCGGCGUUUAGCUGUAGGCGGGGGCGGCUCGUCUGAGCGGGAAACUUCCGGCGUGUCCCCGGCUGCAUCGCGGCAGAGGCGGGAUUAAACCGGGCUGCAGCGGCCGCAGCUCUCCCCGGCUUGCGGUGCAGCCGCACCGACUCUCGGCGGACUCCGGGCAGCGCCCUCCCGCGGCGGCGGCGGCAUGUCCGGCGGCGGGCGGCUCGCGGGCCGGGUGUGCCUGGUGACCGGCGCCUCGCGGGGCCUCGGGAAGGGCAUCGCGCUGCAGCUGUCGGAGGCGGGCGCCACCGUGUACAUCACGGCCCGGCAGCGGGAGCCGCUGCUCCGGGCGGCGGAGGAGGUGUCGGCCCGGGGCGGGCGCUGCGUGCCCGUGGUGUGCGACUCGUCGCAGGAGGAGGAGGUGGCGGCGCUGUUCGAGCGGCUGCAGCAGGCGGAGGGCGGGCGGCUGGACGUGCUGGUGGCCAACGCCUUCUCCGGGGUGGAUGCCAUCGCCGCCCAGCAGGGACUGCCCUUCUGGGAGAGCCCGGCCGCCUUCUGGGACCAGAUCAACAAUGCGGGUCUGCGGGGCCACUACCUCUGCGCCCACUAUGCCGCCCGCCUCAUGGUGCCGGCCGGGCACGGCCUCAUCGUCAUCGUCUCCUCGCCCGGCGGCCUGCGCUACAUGUUCAACGUGCCCUAUGGCGUGGGCAAGGCCGCCUGCGACCGCCUGGCUGCCGACUGUGCCAUCGAGCUGCGCCCCUACAGCGUGGCCUGCGUGACACUGUGGCCUGGCCUCGUCCGCACUGAGACAGUGCUGAAGGAGGCCGAGGGUUCAGGCCCGUGGGCCGUGCCGCUGCAGAAGAUGAUUGGCAAUUCUGAGAGCCCUGAAGCGAGCGGCAAGUGCGUGGUGGGCCUGGCGUCCGAUCCUGCCAUCAUGUGCCACAGCGGCAAGGUGCUGCUCACCCCAGACCUCGCCCGCCGCUACCGCUUCCGUGAUGUGGAUGGGAGACCCGUCUACAACUACGUAUCCGUGCGCAAUAUUCUCGUGAUGCUGAUGCCACGGCUGACCUGCCUCUUCCGCCUCAUCCCAGAGUGCGUCAGCAUACCCAAAUGGGCUCUUUCACUUUACUCCAGCAAAUUCAGUGUCUACCCACCCCUGCAACCAGCCCCCAAACCUCGAAAAAAUGUUUGAUAAAUUAAUAAUAAAAAAUGUGCCCAUGAUGUUUUUUAAUUUUCUGUUUCUUCGUUGCUUUCUGAAAAUGUGUCUUGGGGUUGAAACUUUCCCCUCUGGUGCCCAGCGAGUCUUCAAAAAUCCUCAAAGCUGGCUUUCCUCAGAGCUUAUUCCUUUUUGGGUGAGGAACACUCCCUGAUUUGGAUAUUCAUUUUAAGGUGGUGUUUAUAAUCUCUCCCUCUGGGGAUGAAGGGUUUGGCUGAGUGUUUCAGUGAGCCUUUGAAAUCGUCCUUGAAGUUUUGCAAUAAUUCCUGCCUUCGUUUGCUCCCCAUGGCCAAAGAGCAGCUAUUCAUGCUAGUUCCCCAUAAUGUAAAGACUAUAGAACCUUUAUUUAGUGUACAACCGCUUAUCCAUUUCCUGGAAAAUUUUAAAUUCAGAUUUAAUCGUGUAUAGGAGUUUCUCAUUAGAAUGCUUCGGAUACCCAUAGAUUUUGGAACAAAUUUAUCAGCUGUAGCCCACAUGGUUCCAGGACAUCUUGGUUUAGCAGAGGAGUUCUUACAGUACAUAAUAAAACUGGGAUUAUGUCCUGGUUUCAGUAUAAUUGGCUGAUUGACCUUUUUACUGCCCCACAGUCCCAAUAUUAGACCCUGAUGCAUCUUCCAGGUGUAGGCAGUUAUGAUAAAAGGAAAUGUCAUUUACAAACAUAGUAAAAUUAGAUGAGAAUUUCUGGGAAAAGCACUUUACUGUAAAAUUUAUUCUGGUGAUGCUACGACCUGAUGUCUGAGUUUGAGAUUGCAGUUUUACUCAGAAAAGUGACUGGAAAACAUAGUAUUGUGGGAGUUUUAUUUGUGUCUCAAUUUUUUUUAUUCAAAUACUCAGUUUACAGAUAAAGUUCUGCUUUAUGUUUUAAUAACUGCUACCACUGUAAACUCAGUCUGAGAAUUAAGCGCUAAACUGUAUUUAUUAGCUUUC